Pelobates cultripes (western spadefoot toad) is the source of this 8818-nucleotide messenger RNA. The record is from the annotation of a GenBank genome assembly. NCBI's taxonomy places the organism in Eukaryota, Metazoa, Chordata, Amphibia, Anura, Pelobatidae.
AUGGCAUCAUCAAAUGAGGACUUCACACUGGGAAGUGGCUUUUCUCCAAAGCCUGGCACAAGUAAAUUGCAAGGCCACGGAGCAGCAGCUGAUGCCUCUCCAGACUCCAAGUGUCCCAUAUGUCUGGACAGAUUUGAUAAUGUAUCUCACCUAGACCAAUGUUUGCAUCGAUUCUGUUUUCGCUGCAUCCAGGAAUGGGCAAAAAACAAAGCAGAAUGUCCUUUGUGCAAGCAACCCUUCCACUCUAUUUUUCAUAGCGUUCGAGCUGAGGAUGACUUUAAGGAGUAUGUUUUGAGGCCUACCAUGAAUGGCUCUUUUGCUAGUCCAGAAGGACACAGGUUUCGUUACCGUACAACGCUUACCAGGGAUUAUGCACCCAGGCGAACACUGAGAUCUUCAUCUGCACGAAGGACGUUUUCUCCUCCUGACAAUGGUAUUCUGUUUGAGGGAAUUACAAACACAACCUCUCAGCAAAGGGGAAGUGAGAUUCAUCAGAUGUUACGAAGGCUGGCAUCCAGACGACAGGCUAGUGCAGAGGGCCGAUCCAUGAGGCAGAUUCAAGAGCAGGAGCUGAUCAAUUUUAGAAGGGCGCUCUACCGGUCUGGGGUACGUGUUAGGAAUAUACAGGAUGGAGGUCGCUAUCGUGAUAUUUCUGCAGAGUUCUUCCGCCGAAAUCCUGCUUGCCUCCAUCGACUUGUUCCUUGGCUGAAGAGAGAAUUAACAGUUCUAUUUGGCAGUCAUGGAUCUCUUGUAAACAUUGUGCAGCACAUAAUCAUGAGCAAUGUAACGCGAUAUGACCUUGAAAGUCAAGCCUUCAUUGAGGAUCUGCGUCCCUUCCUCCUACAUCGCACAGACCACUUUCUGCAUGAAUUCAUAAACUUUGCUAGAUGCCCUUAUAAUAUUGAGGCAUAUGACCAGCAUGCCAAUUAUGAUUGCCCUGCACCAUCAUAUGAGGAAGGAAGUCAUUCUGAAUCAUCUAUUAUCACAAUUUCACCAGAUGAUGUGGAUAAUAGGAGCCAAGAUAUUCCUGAGUCUUCCGUUUCUGUGGGCCAAGCCCCAUGGGAUGAUGAAACUCCUGGACCUUCAUAUUCUAUAAUAGAACAACCUGCAACAGCUGUGUCAACUACGGUGGAUCUCUCUGAAAGUUCAGAUGAUGAUCCCUCAAGUAGCAGGGUGGUUGUCGAGACUUCUAAUGAUGGUACUACUGAAAAUAAGCAAGAUGUAUCAAUUACACCUGAUGACUGUGUCAUUGUAGGGUAUGUUAAACCACUGGCAGAAAGAACCCCAGAAUUAGUGGAGCUAUCUUCUGACUCAGAAAGCUCCCUAUGCGAAGUGAAAUGUGUAAAAUCUAAAAAACCUCAGUUGAGACAGUUCAUUUCAAGUGACAGUAAUGUGUCCAGCAGAUCCUCAUCUCCUUCAUCUUCUCUUUUAAAUGAAAAAAUGACUAGGAAAGCUAACCUUAAGGAGAACUCUUCGUCUGUAAAACAUUCUUAUGCCAAAAAGAAAGAAAGGAAAAAGCCACUCCAUGGGUCUACUAAGAAUGUACGAGAAUCAAGCAAGGAUAAAGGAGAUUCAUAUAGUACCUACUUGUCGAGAAGAAGGGCAAGGUCAAGGAGCUCAGAUUGUUAUUCUCGUUCAUCACGUAAUAAAGGUCAUGACAGUCGAAGGAGGCACCACAGCAAAACCCAUUUAAAAAGCAGACACAAGAGCUGGCGGGGAAGGAGACGAUCAAGGAGCAGAGACAGGAGUUUGUCAUGGAGAAGCAGGACUGUGUCACUGACUAGUGAAAGUUCUAGAGAAAGGGGAAGGUCUAGUUCAAGAAGCAGAAACCACAGCAGAGGCCGAUCAAGAAGUCGUGACAACAAAGACUUUACUGCAGACAACUACCGCAGUACAUAUCAAUGGGAGUACACUUAUUACAGCAGAAAUCGGGGAAGAGAUGGUAAUGAGCAAUCCUACAAGAGAAGAGCUUGUGGUCUAGGUCGUUAUUCUAGACCAUCUGAUAGUACAGAAUACUAUAUGCAGUCUUAUUCUGAAAGAAAGGGAACAAGACGUGAUCGGGAACAUGUUACUGGCAGGCAGCAUCAUCGUGAAAGACGCAGAUCAAGAAGUCAUUCUGGCAGUCAGAGAACUACAUCAGGCACUGAUCACACUCGAUCUGACAAGCCUAGUGGUAAAAGAAAAUACAAAACACGACAUCUUGAGAACCAGGAAAAAGAUGGCAAUAUUGAAAUUCUAAAUAGCAAGACAACAGAUGAAAUUAAGCAGUCAGUUACAACCACCUCAUCCAAGAGUCAUGGGGCAUUAAAGAAUGAUUUCACAGAGUCAUCAUCUCAAGAGCCAAAACCAAAGCUGAAGAAGAAGACAAGGAGUCCGAGUGUAGAAAUCGUGUAUGAGGGCAAAGCAAUGGAAAGCUCAAGGCAUCACAAAAAAAAGAAAAAGAAGAAACACAAGAAGAAACGCCAUAGAGAACAGACACCCCGUUCUCCUGCUGCUUCUCCCAUUAUCAUUACCAUUGAUAGUGACAGUGAAACUCCACUGUUGGAGGAUCCACCUCGCAGUAAUAUUCGUACUUUAAUGCCAGUUGAAAACAGUGUUGACUCUACUAUUCUGUACAGCCAGUCCCCAUCUACCUCUGCCACUGUCAGCACAACAGACUUAAUGAGUGUAGAUAGGGCAGAGCCACCUUCUACAAAUUAUGGAUUAUGUUCAAACAGUGAACAUAUUGAUGACACCACAGGCAUACUGGAUGGUUUACACUUUGAUAGCUCUGAUGAGCAGACCCUAGCUGCAGACCAAACUUUCCCCCUUAACCCAACUCGCCAAGAUGAUUCAUCAACGGAGUUGGAUUUACUGACUGUGGAGGCUGCACAGGGUUUUACCACACCAUCAACACCUUCAGGAACACCUGAACUACAAGAACUUCUUGCUGAGAAUGGCCAUGAAAUUGAACACUUGGAAAAUAUUACAUAGUGUCUUAUGCUGCAUUUAUAAGAAAUAUUUGUGGUGUAAUCUGUUAUAUAGACGCUUAAUGCAGACCUUCUUUGCCAGUCUCAUUUGUGUUCUUUAGAUAUGCUAUUUUCUAUUCAAUCAAUAUCUUCAACAACAAACAUGGGUUAAUUGCUUUGUCUGUUUCCAUUUUUUUUUUUUCUUCAGGUGGUAAGUGCUUGCAAAACUCAGUCUUUAAGUGUAUAUUGAGCCUUUGAGGAUGCCUGUUCACACCCACUCUUCUCCUUUUUAUAACUUAUUGGCAUUGCAGGACCGUAAGGUUAUAAAAUUACAUUAGACAUUGUAGUGCAUCAAUACAAUGCACUGUUGGAUUCUUGAUUUCUUAGUUAUUCUAUUUAAAAAAACAAAACAGCUGCUCAAAAACAUACUAACCUCAACCUUCUGAAUCCAGGCUUAACGCACUAAAAUACAAUCCGUUUUAUAUACAAGAGAAAAAAAAACAGGAGAAAGCAAAGUGUGAUUUAUUGUGGAAAUCCUUUAUUAAAACUUAGUUCCCUCCUAAGUAAACAUUGGCACACUCAUAACCUUGCCCAGCUGGGUCCCAAAUGCUUACAAGAUUAAGCCUUUUAGUGUACAUUCAACCUUUUUGAUUUCCCCCUUUCACAGUAACACUUCCUCUUUUUAUGUUUUAUUUGUUUUGCGAAAACCUAAGGUUUUAUCCAAACUGUACAGAACAAACCACUGGUUGCCUUCCAGUAGUAAGCAUUGUUAAAGCCCAUGCUUGAUCUACUUAGUAAACCAUAGGCUUCUGUAAUUUCAGAAGUACUUGUAUACCAGCUCUUGAGUUUACUUGUAGUUUAUCAGUGUAAGAUUGUUUUCAAACAACCAGAAUGAAUGCUAAUUGGAAAUUGAGAUUUAUUAAAUGUUUGAAUUGGGAUAAAGUAUCUUUCUGAAAUGCCAAGAUAAUGAAAAAAAUAUGGAUAAGUGUUGGAAGAGAGAUGGAUCGUAUUGUUUGGUAAAAUUGCAUUUGACUUUGUAGAGCAUACAAAUUGCACUGAUUUCAUGAAGUAUAACAUUGCGAGUCUUUUUAAAGGAACACUAUAGCGGUAGAAAUACACACUUGUAUUCCUAAUGCUAUAAAACCCUAGUCCUACAUUAGAUUUAGUCCCCCACCAUUUUCCUUUUUUUUUGUUCCAUGCAAGGAGUCUCUCUUGGUACUGCUUCUCUCAUUGUCUACAGCAAUGUCUUCGUAGACGAUCAGCUUGGUGGCUUGUCAUCCAAUUCAGUGCUUUUCAUAGAGGAGCAUUGAGGAUGUGAUGCACAUGUGUGGCAAUAGCUGCACUCGCAUCCAAUCAAAUGCUUCUAAUAGGAGAGUAUUAAAUUCAAUACUUUCCUAUAAGCAGUGUUUGAUUUCAACAUUCUCAUGGAUGUCAACAGUCCCCUGCAGGGUUAUUCACUACAGUAAAUUUCAAAUUUAAGGCCGAAGUAGCUAAACUGGAAGCAUAUUUAAUUUUUUUUUCGUUUUGGUUAUCUUUACCUUGUAUUUGGAAUUCACUUUGCAUUCUCAUUUUAGUGAAUAUCCCUGCUAGAGGGGUGUUUUAAACCUUCAAGAUAAACAUUGCCCUUUCUAACAAAAACCAAUGUUUGACGUUUUAAAUAGUUUAAAACUGCACCCAGACCAGCUGAUUGAAAUGAGAUGGACUGGGUGCAUUAAGUGGUGCUUUAUUGGUAUUCAUUUUGGGGUAGUAUAAAUGUUAAAAUUUUCUUUUAAAUACAAUUCUCAUUUUAAUGACUUGCUGCUAAAGGUGCAUUCACACUUUCUAUAUAUCGAUUUUCUAUAUAGCUGUACUGACUAUCCUUUUUGUCCCAAACAUAGGACUUUUUGAGUACAUGAUCUCCAUCAAACUGAAUAUUUUAUCCCAUUUUACAGCACUACGGAAUUUUCUGCCACUAUAUAUAAAUAAUAAAAUAGUGAAUUUGUCAUGGUAGUUUUGCAGGUUUAUACAGGAUCAUGGUUGUUACGAUAAUUUCAUAUAUUCUUAUUACAUUCUUAUAACUUAUUCUUAUGUUCCCUUUUAAAGCAAAAUAUCAUAACAAUUUGGAUACAAUCCAGUAUGUGGGUUCAUUUUAUUGUCACAUUGUUGUGUCACAAAGAUAAUUGCAAAAUUAUAUUUGCAUUAUAUUUUUGAAAAUAUCUUCCCUAUUUUGAAAUCGUAUUGUUUAUAGCUCAAACAGACUGUGCCAACUUAAUUUACAAUUUACCUUUGACUCUUGGCACUCAGUUUGAAACUUUGAGUUCAUAAUUGCAGCAAUGUCAGCAUUUGAAAAUGGGGGGGAAAUGUCCAUGUGUAUAAAAGUAUUGUAACACCUGCCUCUACAUAAAACUCAACCCAUUUGAAUAGAAAUUAAACAUAUAACACUAAUAGAAAACCUAUUAAGUUAUUUUAUUGAACUAAAGCUGGACUCUGCAAAUCCCAGGCGCCAGGUUGCACUGAUGAUUAGGACAUUUCUUCUUUCACCUGGCAUUUGUGGGCCUGUUUAGCAACCGAGGUGACCCACUACCUGAGACGAAAGGCAGGCAGCUCAUGGAGCGUGAAGAGCUGAGGGAGGCAAGCGGGUGACUGAGUGCAGAAGUGACGAGGGAGCUUUUUUCUUCCUACUCUGCUCCCUUGCGUGUCUUGCGGUGAUGCCAGGAGCCGGAAUAUGACAUAAUCCUGGCUUACUAAACAGUGCGUGAGCGCUGAGCAGGGAGAUGAUCAAUGCCACUCCACUGGGACAGUAUCCACUCGAGCUCUCCCAAAAGGUAGGGAGGCUUGGUGGGCAAAUUUAAAUUAAACUAUAACUUGUGAGUGUAUGUGAAAGUGUGUUGCAGUAUCAGUGAGUGUGUGCACCCCCCUCCCACCUUUUACUUGGGGUACCCUAAUUGACAUGUACUUUGUAAUAAUGCAAAGUUUGUAUUGUUCUUAUACUGACUCUUUAAUAACUGAAAUGUAAUUUCUCCUUAUAACUAUAUACAUCCAUUAUAUAAUAGAGCAUAUAUAUUAUCAUAUAAAUAUGAUAAGCUGUAGAACUGUUUCAGCUACCAUUCUAGAGCUCAUAAUGUUCAUUUUUUGUUUAUUGUUAAUACUGCAAAAUGAAUUAUAUUUUAAAGACCAAAGUAAUUGGGAAUGCACCUUUAGAUGCUUGUACUAUAACAAACCUUAUGAUUUGCAUAUUACUUAAUAUUUUAUAAAUUUAUUUCUGAAAAUAUGUAUAUACAAUCCAUUUUGUAUAUUUCUGCUUUGUAAUAUAUGCUGAUUUGUUUUGAAUGUUCAGUUAAUAUGCUCAGGGCGCACAAAUCAAGAAAUACCUGCUUUUGUGAUUAAAUGUUGCAAUGUCAUACCACCAUCAGAAUGUUUAAAAAAAAUAAAAUUUGGAUGAAUAAAUGCUAAAAAAAAAUUAAAAUAAAGUUCCUCUUGUUUAUAAAAGGAAGUUAUUUACACUUCAGACAGCUAAAAGGGUUGCGCCAACUAAAUAUAAUGUAGUGCAUUAAUCAUAUCAUUAGGUGUCAGUCUCCCCCUGCCCCUCCCUUUAUAAAUUAAAAAAUACUUAUUAAAGGGACAUUAUAGUCACCCAGACCAUUUCAUCUCACUGAAGUGGUCUGGGUGCAGUGCCCCAGUCCCACUUAGUCCUGCAAUGUAAAUCAUUGCAGCUUUUGAGAAACAAUAAUAAUUAGUAAUUACAUUGCAGGACAAAGACUGCCUCUAGUGGUUGUCAGACAGCCAUUAGAGGCACUUCCUGGUGGCUAACCAACUUUUGAUCGCCUGACACUGACAUCCAGCGUUCCUAAAAUCCCCAUAGGAAAGCAUUGAAGCAACGGUUUCCUAUGGGGUGGGUCUAACGCGCUUGUGGCACUUGCCACGCAUGUGCAUUAUUACCUCAGUCAAUUGAGGUGGAGCAGCGACUCAACGCCAAGAGACAUCGGCACUGGAAUCUGGUAAAUGACUAAAAUGGUUUUUUAACUCUGUAUGAGCAGGGGGGACCAGAGGGCUCUCUAGUGUAAGGAAUACAAGUUUGUAUUACUUACAUUAUAGAAUCACUUAAAGCUUACCUGGAAUCCAGCACCAAGAAAGGUCCCCUUACAUUUCAUGCCCAGUCUGAACCUUCCCUUCCUGGGGUCCCAUAAAAUGCUAUAUGGGGCUGCAACUAACUUUCAUUCAGACCUACUUUCACAAGCAGCCCACAUUCAUAAGUAUACACAAUACCACAAACUUCUCAUGAACAUAUACAAUAUAAAAGCCCACAUAUAAACACAUUACAAAGCAACAGCACCACCCAUAAAGAACACAAGCACAAUAAGGCAACAUACACACCUCAAAAAAUAGGACUGACACCAAGGGACUUCAAGAUCGUGUUUUAACAGAGUAUUAACAAAAGAUUGUCUAACACUGGUCUACAUUAAUACUCUGCACAUAAAACAUGAUAUUUGAGCGUGCCAUGAUUCUUCCCACUCUUCCAACUGGAAAAUAACCUUUUGGUAUUCUGCAUCUCAGUACUUUUUCACCUUAUUUUGCUGAAGGAAAUGUGUUCAUUUCAGCUCUAUAUUCAUAUAUGUAUAUUAAAAGUGAUAGAGAGUUGGGGCAGAACUAGAAUUGGACUCAACUUUAAAACCAUGUUUACUACUCAAUGAAAGCUAGAAUAGUGUUUCUUACAGCAGUCUUUUAGGAACUAUGUUUAACCAAUAUCACAUUUGAACACUGUUUAAGUAUAUUUAAGUUUUGUGUUGCCUUUGGAUCUUGAGGAUUGGUUUUAUGUGAAUGCUUCCUCAGGGUCAUCUUGUGUUUUGAAUGACUAAAUACGUAAGAUCAUGUAUUACACCUUUGCUAUUGCUCUGGCCCAUGUACCAAGACAAACAGUGUGGAUCGCCAGAGUUGUCAUUCAUAUCUGGGUAUGCAAACUUUGUCACUUCAGAUUUUCUGGACUACAUCUCCCCAAAUGCUCUGCCUUUAUUUUUGUUAUAAGAGCAUUAUGGGACAUGUAGUCUAAAACAUCUGGAGUGCCAACGGUUUCUUUCCUCCUGCCCUAUUUGCUCCUAUAUUGAUAAAUUGAACCUUUUUAUUUUCAAUACAUGAUUCCCCCUCCAAUUUGCACACUUACUAUCAUCCUUCCUGUGUAUCCAUACCCAAACUAUUCAGAUGAAGUCGCUGGUGCUAAUUUUUCUGCAUGUGUUUUUAAAAAAAAAAAAUGUGCCUCAUAUAAUUUUGAAAUCUUUUUUUUCCCCCCCACAUAUUUGUCAUGUUGGUCUUUUUUUCAAUAAAGGUUUUCUUCCAUGUUUCUUUGUAAAACAUGCACAGAUGUGUGACCAUAGACUCUUCCUAUCUACAUAUAAUGUGAAAUAUGUUUUGCUGUAGAAACCUUCUUCCAUUCGACAUUGGAAAUUAAUCUGUUCAACAAUAUUUGGACAAGUGGGUGAAGAAGGGAUUUUCCAAUUCCUAGCCAUGACUAGUUUAGUGGCCAUGAAAAUUAUUUUAAAUUCCUGUUUACAAUUUGAAAAAUCAUUAUGAAAUAAAAAUGUUUGGGGAGAUCGUAUUAUUCUUUGAUUGCAUAUUGUUGAGACAAUAUCCAAGAGCGUUCUUUUAAUUUCUGUUAAUAUUUCUUUCCCAUUUUAUUAUUGAUUGGGGUUUUUCUGUCAUAUGGUUCCUUAAACCCUUAAGGACUGAGCCAAAUGUACACGUUUUGAUCAAAAUAAAAUGUUAAACAAAACUUGGAAUUUUACUAUUUGCCUGUUCAACCGUAAUUCACUGCUUUCAUAUUAUGUUCACCCACACUUAUAUAUAAUAUUUUCAGGAGAAAAAGGGCUUUCAUUUAACAUCAAAUAUUUAGCUAUGAG